AUGACGGCGUAUCUGGGCCUGCGAUGCCCUCAGUAUGCACUCUCAUCCAUUUCUACAAAGCAAGGAAUUCAGGAUAAGAACGAACAAAGAAAGAAGCAGAAGCCAAAGAAACAAAUCAACAAAUCACAAUUCACAAAUCAACAAAUCACAAAUCAACAAAUCACAAAUCAAACGAAUCGACGAAUGGACGAAUCAAACAACAUUUGUCUACUCCUGCAUCCGCCUACACUAUCGCAGACUCCAUCGCACCCACUUUUCCUGGCCAUGUCUUCUGCCGAGACCGGAAAACCGGAAAAAACCGAGAAAAAACGCCGUUUCGUGGGUCGCCGGGCCGCCGCAGCACUGGGGGCUGCGCUUGCGCCGCAGCGCCGUCCCGUGGGCCGUGUGCUCAACCAGAUCCCCCAGGACAUUUUGGACGACCCAGACCUCAACGAAAGCAUCAAGCUUUUGCCGUCCAACUACAACUUUGAGAUCCACAAGUGCGUGUGGAACAUCCGCAAGCACGGCGCGUCGCGCGUGGCGCUCCAGAUGCCCGAAGGGCUUCUCAUUUACUCGUUGGUGAUUUCGGACAUUUUGGAGCAGUUUUGCCAGGUCGAGACCGUUGUCAUGGGCGACGUGUCGUACGGCGCCUGCUGCAUCGACGACUACACGGCCCGCGCGCUCGACUGCGACUUCAUCAUCCACUACGCACACCUGUGUCUUGUGCCCAUCGACGUGACCAAGAUCAAGGUUCUCUACGUUUUCGUGACCAUCGACAUCGACGAAUCCCACUUGGCCAACACCCUCAAAAAGAACUUCGACCGCGGCGCCCACAUCGCCUGCUUCGGCACCAUCCAGUUCAACCCCACCAUCCACAGCGUGCGGGCCCGUUUGGAAGCCGACGCCGAAAAACCGCUUUAUGUCAUUCCGCCCCAGACGCUGCCAUUGUCCAAGGGCGAGGUCUUGGGCUGCACGUCGGCCCGGCUCGACUCUACGAUCGACGCCAUGGUCUACGUGGGCGAUGGCCGCUUCCAUCUCGAGAGCGCCAUGAUCCACAACCCAGACAUCCCCGCAUACCGCUACGACCCGUACUCGCGCAAGUUCACGCGGGAACACUACGACCAGCAGCAGAUGGUGGCUGUCCGGACCGACGCCAUCAACACGGCGCGCAAUGCCAAACGUGUUGGCCUUAUCUUGGGAGCCCUUGGCCGCCAGGGCAACCCAGAAACGUUGGCUCGGCUCGAACGGGUGUUUAGUGCCGCCGGGAUCGAGGUGGUGAAGAUCAUCUUGAGUGAGAUUUUCCCGCAGAAGCUCGCGAUGUUCGACGACCUAGAUGCGUUUGUCCAGGUGGCUUGUCCUCGGUUGUCUAUAGACUGGGGAUAUGCGUUUGAAAAGCCGUUGCUCACGCCGUAUGAGGCCAUGGUGAUGAUGGAAAAGGAUGUGUGGACAGACGGGUUCUAUCCGAUGGACUACUAUAAGAAAGAUGGGUACGGCAGAGGGAAAGUGCCUGAACGAACAAUUUAA
Messenger RNA from Clavispora lusitaniae ATCC 42720, 1503 nucleotides. RefSeq names its product 2-(3-amino-3-carboxypropyl)histidine synthase (gene DPH1). The record is from RefSeq and is a predicted model, not a curated record. Gene Ontology annotation, biological process: protein histidyl modification to diphthamide. Lineage: Eukaryota; Fungi; Ascomycota; Pichiomycetes; Serinales; Metschnikowiaceae. Gene Ontology annotation, molecular function: 2-(3-amino-3-carboxypropyl)histidine synthase activity.